This is a messenger RNA of Trichoderma reesei QM6a, 1629 nucleotides long. RefSeq lists its product as uncharacterized. Gene Ontology annotation, molecular function: ribosome binding. Bases 1 to 1629 code for a protein of 542 amino acids. The transcript is spliced from 2 exons. Lineage: Eukaryota; Fungi; Ascomycota; Sordariomycetes; Hypocreales; Hypocreaceae. The record is from RefSeq and is a predicted model, not a curated record. Gene Ontology annotation, biological process: intracellular monoatomic cation homeostasis. Gene Ontology annotation, cellular component: mitochondrial inner membrane.
AUGAGCGCUACAUCCAGCCUUGCCCGCAGGGCAGUGGCUCGCAACCCCCUGCUGGGACAAGCCAGAAACCUAUCCAGAGGUGUCUCGCCGGCUCUCAUGACCAGGCAUAUCGCCCGACAAACCCAGAUCCCCGCCUUGGCCCUGCUGGUCCCCUUGCGCCAGCUGGGAACCGAGCCUCAUCGACCGGAUGCGCCGUCUGGACCGCCUCCUGGGUUCAACGCCGAGCAGGCUAAGAAACCGCUGCCAAAGGACUCCUCGAGCGCCACAAAGAAGUCGGAUGCAGACGCAGCUGCGAAAGACGGAUCGGCCAAUGCGGCCGCUGCGCAGUCCGACAAGGCCGCCGACGAUGCAUCGCUGACCGAACUCGCCGCUAAGAAGGACGGCGUCUCAAGCCAGAAGGAGCUUGCGAAAAAGAAGGAGGAGGAGACCAAGUUGACAGUCUGGCAAAAGGUCAAGAAGGAGGCUCAACACUACUGGGACGGAACCAAGCUGCUGGCUACAGAGAUCCGCAUCAGCUGGAGGCUAGCCCUCAAGAUGGCCGCCGGCUACGAGCUCACCCGCAGAGAAAGCAAGCAGCUCCGGCGCACCGUCCAGGAUCUUGGCCGACUCGUCCCCUUCUCCAUCUUCAUCAUCGUCCCCCUGGGCGAGGCUCUGCUUCCCUUGGCCCUGAAGCUCUUCCCCAACAUGCUUCCCAGCACCUUUGAGGGGCAAAAGUCCAAGGAGGCCAAGGCCACUCUCUUGCGUUCUACCAGGAAGGAGGUCAGCGCCUUCAUCCAGCAGACGCUCAAGGAGACGGGCCUUCCCCUGAGCCAGGCGACGGCCCAGAAGGAGGAAUUCGCCAACUUCUUCCGCAAGGUGAGGUCGACUGGCGAGGCGCCCACUGAGCAGGACGUCAUCAAGGUGUGCAAGAUCUUCCGAGACGACAUGACCCUGGACAACCUGUCGCGCCCUCAGCUGGUGUCCAUGUGCCGAUACAUGGGCCUCAACACCUUUGGCACCGACUCGAUGCUGCGAUACCAGAUCCGCCACCGCAUGCGCCAGAUCAAGCGCGACGACAAGGCCAUUGCCUUUGAGGGCGUGGACAGCCUGACCGUCGCCGAACUGCAGCUCGCAUGUGCCGCCCGCGGUAUUCGCACCCACAGCGUGUCCCCCGCCAAGAUGAGGGCCGACCUGCAGACAUGGCUCGACCUGCGUCUCAAGGAGGGCAUUCCCUCUACCCUGCUGGUCCUGAGCAACGCUUACAUGUACGGCCAAGGAUCUGCCGAGAGCUCCAGCCAGAUUGAUGCCCUUGUUGGCGUCUUGUCCUCCAUUCCCGAGGAGCUGUUCCACGAGAUUGAGCUCGAGGUGCACAAUGCCGAGGGCGCCGCCACCAACAAGCAGCGUCUCGAGGUUCUCAAGGAGCAACAGGAGCUCAUUGAGGAAGAGGAGCUGCAGAACAAGGAGAGUCAAACAACUGGCUUUGCCACUCCCCGCGAUGUCGAUGACAUUGACGAGAAGGAGGAGCGGCAGAUGUCAGCCGCCGAGAGCGGCCUCGAGCAGAAGCCCGCCGGCGAGAUGGUUGACGCUGAGCUGGAGCAGAUCAAGGCCGUCGAGGCUGAGCACAAGGCCGCUGCCAAGGAGCAGAAAUGA